UUCCGUCAAACUUACCAUCUUUACAAGAUUUUGAUACAUUAUCAAAUAUGAAGCACUGAAAAUCUCAAUAAAAAAAUGGUCGGUAUGGCUAAUAUGGACGAACAUGAAAGAAAAAUUGUUACGGAAUUUGUUCAUUUACUGGAAAAAUCUAAGCAACUGUUCAAUGGUUUAAGGGAUUUACCACAAUAUGGGCAUAAACAGUGGCAAGCAUAUUUUGGUAGAACUUUCGAUAUUUAUACAAAAUUAUGGAAAUUUCAGCAGCAGCACCGACAAAUUUUAGAUGCAAAAUAUAGUCUGAAACGAUGGCAGAUAGGAGAAAUAGCAUCUAAAAUAGGACAAUUAUACUAUCAUUAUUACUUAAGAACUAGUGAAACCAAUUACUUGAAUGAGGCAUAUUCGUUUUAUGCCGCAAUACGAGGUCGUGCAUAUUAUUCAAGAGCAGCUAAAGAAGAUAGGUCCGAGCUGAUGGUGAAAAAAUUGCGAUAUUAUGCGCGAUUCAUAGUCGUAUGCCUUCUUCUGAGACGUAUGAAGUUAGUUAGAGAAUUAAUAGUAGAAUUAGAUAGACAUAUCGCCGAUUACUCGAGCACGUAUGAACCUGAUGACCAAAUCGAAUGGAGUUUGGUUCUUGAUGAAAUUAAAGGUUUUAUACAAUCUGACUCUCUUGUGCAAGUCUUACACGCUGACACGAAUCCAAUCGUUCUUUCACACAGAUUGAGUCCUUUAACAACACCGCCUGUAGAAAAGUCGCAAUAUAUGAGUUUAACUCUUCAAGAGAUAUUGAUAAUAGGUAGCGCUUCUGAGCAAGUAAAGUUUUCUGAAUUAACAAUGGAUAUGUUCCGCAUGAUUCAAACUCUGGAAAGAGAACCUCAGGAAGAUUUUAAUCAUAUUUACGAUGCGUCUCCAGCACCAGGAAGAGUUCCUUAUGGAAUUAAUCCGCCGAAAGGUUACAUUGAAAAUGGUGAUAGGCCCUCAAGAAGAGAAAAUCCUCAUAAAUAUUUACUGUACAAACCCACUUUAAGUCACGUCUUAGUAUUCUUAGCUAGUGGUUUCAAAGAACUACCAACCAAUGGUGCUCUGUUACUAUAUUUAUCGGCUGAUGGUUGUUUUUCGACUACAAAACAUCCUGAAGACAUGGGUUAUGAUCUUGGUGGUGUUCUAACUAGUAGCCGAAGAGACGGAGAUCACAAAAAACAAAAAGAAGCUCACUGCCUUUAUCCUGGUGAUUUAUAUCCAUUCACAAGGAGACCUCUAUUUGUUAUAGUAGAUUCAGACAAUAGUUUCGUUUUUCAACACAUUCCCAGAUAUUUUGGACAGCCAUUGGUUACGUUAAUGUCGCCACAAGAUACACCUCCAGCUUUCCAAGAUCAACAGCACAAUGGUUCUCUAUUUACACUGUUCCUUCAUUCACCUUUGACAGCCUUCUGUUAUUGCUGUAAUUUGACAACCAUUCCAAUUCACCAUUGGGAAAGAUGUCAAAGUUUCGUUGAUAGAUUCGUAACGGAGGCUUCUCGACUUUUCACUAGAUCUCGAGUCGGUACGUAUAUGUUUAUUUUUCUUCUAGAAUCCUCAUAUCUUCAAUUUUUUGGUGACGAUUUUCUUCGUUUAUUGUUGUUGCGAUAUGUAUUCUGCGACGUAGUGCUACAUCUUCACAGAGCGUUUAAAGGUCGUCAGUACCGUCCGAGAUGUCAACCUCCACUACCCGAAGCAGACUUAUUAGAACAUCCAUCAUUACAGCACCUCGUACUGGAUCUCGCGGCACACCUUGAAGUGCGAACUCACUUCAUGGAAAGUCAUGAGGUCGAAUGA
Messenger RNA from Diorhabda sublineata, 1806 nucleotides. RefSeq names its product protein SCAI. The coding region runs from base 76 to 1806 and encodes 576 amino acids. The record is from RefSeq and is a predicted model, not a curated record. Gene Ontology annotation, biological process: DNA-templated transcription. Lineage: Eukaryota; Metazoa; Arthropoda; Insecta; Coleoptera; Chrysomelidae. Gene Ontology annotation, cellular component: nucleus. The transcript has 9 exons. Gene Ontology annotation, molecular function: transcription corepressor activity.